AUGGGAAAGAUCACUUUCUACGAGGACAGGAGCUUCCAGGGCCGCUGCUACGAGUGCAGCAGCGACUGCCCCAACCUGCAGACCUACUUCAGCCGCUGCAACUCCAUCCGCGUGGACAGCGGCAGCUGGAUGCUCUAUGAGCAGCCCAACUACCAGGGCAACCAGUACUUAUUGAGGCGGGGGGAAUACCCCGACUACCAGCAGUGGAUGGGCCUCAGCGACUCCAUCAGCUCCUGCCGCCUCAUCCCCCAACACUCUGGCACUUACAGAAUGAAGAUCUACGAGAGAGAUAACUUUAGAGGACAAAUGUCAGAGGUCACAGACGAUUGUCUCUCUCUUCAGGACCGCUUCCAACUCAAUGAAAUCCACUCCCUCAAUGUGCUGGAGGGCUGCUGGGUCCUCUAUGAGAUGCCCAGUUACAGGGGACGGCAGUACCUGCUACAGCCAGGGGAAUAUAGGAGAUAUCUUGACUGGGGAGCUGCAAAUGCCAAAGCUGGGUCUUUAAGACGAGUCAUGGAUUUUUAUUGA
Marmota monax (woodchuck) is the source of this 528-nucleotide messenger RNA. Its product is annotated as gamma-crystallin B. The transcript has 3 exons. Gene Ontology annotation, molecular function: structural constituent of eye lens. Gene Ontology annotation, biological process: lens development in camera-type eye; visual perception. The record is from RefSeq and is a predicted model, not a curated record. The coding region runs from base 1 to 528 and encodes 175 amino acids. NCBI's taxonomy places the organism in Eukaryota, Metazoa, Chordata, Mammalia, Rodentia, Sciuridae.